This is a messenger RNA of Auxenochlorella protothecoides, 1080 nucleotides long. Its product is annotated as Glucuronokinase 1. Lineage: Eukaryota; Viridiplantae; Chlorophyta; Trebouxiophyceae; Chlorellales; Chlorellaceae. Bases 1 to 1080 code for a protein of 359 amino acids. The transcript is spliced from 4 exons. The record is from RefSeq and is a predicted model, not a curated record. Gene Ontology annotation, molecular function: ATP binding.
AUGCCGCCUCUGAAGGCAUCCGUCACGCACCGAGUGCAUGCUCGGGCGGGGCUGCUUGGCAACCCCAGUGAUGGCUUCCAGGGCGCAGUCAUCGCAGUGUCGGUGGCCAACUUCUGGGCGGAGGUGACGGCCUCCCCCAGUUCCCGCAUCGACAUUCUGCCCUCCCCGGAUCACGACCCAACCUCCUUUGGCAGCAUAGCACAGCUGUCCCACCAUGCGGCAGGGUAUGGCUGCAAUGGAGGAGUGUGGCUCCUCAUGGCAGCAUGCCACCAGUUCCAGCAGCACUGCGAUGCCGCCGGCAUCCCCCUCCCGCCCAUCACCUUUGCGCUAUCCUACACCACCAACAUCCCUCGCCAAGCGGGGCUCUCGGGGUCGUCAGCCCUGGUGCUGGCGACGCUGCGCUGCCUCAUAGAAGCGCACAGCGUGGAGGACGGGAUCAGUGCCUUCGACCUGCCCUCGCUGGCGCUCGCAGUGGAGACUUCCCUUGGAAUCGCCGCCGGCCUGCAGGACAGGGUCGUCCAGACCUUUGGCGGCUGUGUGUACAUGGACUUUAGUGAAUUGUCCUCGUCUGGCCAGGGAGUGUACCUGGCGAUCGACCCAGCGCGCCUGCCACCGCUGUUCCUCAUCAUCGACAACCAUCCCACCGGGAAGACCAGCGGACAGGUCCAUGCACUCAUCAAGGAGCGCUGGCUCGCAGGAGACCGUGCAGUCAGGGCGGGAAUGGAUGCUGUAGCGGAAUGCGCACAGGAGGGCUGGGGGGCAUUGCGGGGGCGCAUCGGCGCCGCCGCGCUGCCGGACCUGAUGCACCGCAGCUUCGAGGCCCGGCGGCGGCUGUACGGCGACGAGGCGAUUGGUCGCCGCACAUUGGCCAUGGUGAAGCUGGCAAGGAGCUGCCGCGCUGAGGCCAGCCUGGCGGGGAGCGGCGGCUGCGUGGCGCUGUGUUUCAGGGAGGAGUCGGGGUACAUCGAGCACCUGCCGGCUCUGCAAGCCGCAUGCGAGGCUGCGGACUUCAGCCUGGUUAGGCUGCGUAUCGGAGAUGCCCUGCAUGCCCUCCCCGCUCACGCCCGUGACCCCUGUUGA